Molecule: messenger RNA, 216 nt
Organism: Ustilaginoidea virens
Lineage: Eukaryota; Fungi; Ascomycota; Sordariomycetes; Hypocreales; Clavicipitaceae
Exons: 2
Coding region: 1-216 (71 amino acids)
Source: RefSeq, a predicted model, not a curated record
AUGCCAAGGAGUUUCUCCUCCGGGUGGAACGUGAAUCCGACACCAACGAAAGACCAGGUCGGAAAAUAUGGCGCGUCACUCCCGAAUUGCGCUCCAGUGAACUGCGCACUUCUGGGUAUCGGCAACUUCCCCCAUGGAGUAGGUGCUCUUCCCCGGUCACAAACCUCUUUUACUAGUGCGGAAACCUCUCGCACCCCCAAAGCGGAGACGCCCUAG